CACAUGAUCCACUCUCAACACAGCGAGCUGUCAGAGCGCAGGAUCCACGCUGCUCCAUCACCCAGCUGCGCGCAGCCUGAAGAUCCCAGCCCCGCCAAACUGACCGGAGACCAGCAGUGGCCCAACGUACAUGUGGGAAUAUGGCCUCUGGACGUGGCCUGACGCUGUCGGAGGAACAGAUCAAAAUUCUGGAGGAAAACUUCAACAAAGUGUCCAAACAUCCGGACGGCACGACGCUGAUGUUGAUCGCUGCGGAGUGCGGGCUGUCUGAGCAGGAGACGGAGGAAUGGUUCAAGCAACGUAAUGCCAAGUGGAGGAAGGCCGAGGGUCUUCCCGCUAAACUGGGAUCAGUGUUGGACUAAGACUUUCUGAGCUUCUUCAUGCUGCAUGGAUCUGUUUGCUGACUCUACAUCUCCACAAUGGACUAACCUCUCCUCCCCGUUUCCUCUCCAUCUGCGAAUCGCGCUUUUGUAUCUAUGAAGCUAUUUUGUCUUGCAGAAUGUGAAGGUGUUUGUGUGUUGUUGCCAAUGUAACCACUGUGUUUACAGAAAUAAAUAUAUUGUUAUUGUAAAGGAA
This is a messenger RNA of Nothobranchius furzeri (turquoise killifish), 576 nucleotides long. RefSeq names its product HOP homeobox (gene hopx). Gene Ontology annotation, cellular component: nucleus. The record is from RefSeq and is a predicted model, not a curated record. Gene Ontology annotation, molecular function: DNA binding. Gene Ontology annotation, biological process: cell differentiation; regulation of transcription by RNA polymerase II. NCBI's taxonomy places the organism in Eukaryota, Metazoa, Chordata, Actinopteri, Cyprinodontiformes, Nothobranchiidae.